UAUGCAUUAAUGUAAAAUACACUCCGUUACAUAUGGACAAGUUACGCAUAGAAGUGAGUAAGCGUGUUCCUGAUUUAAACUGUUCAUUGGCGCUUUUCAGUAAACCUCACGAGAUGAUUAAUGUCUCCUUGUAAAUGCAUACUAGAGAGUUAAAACUUAAUUUUACUGCUGGUAUGUGUACUUGGACAGUUUUGGCGUUUAGACGUCGGAAGGAACGAUGUAAACAUCAGUAAAAAAUCGCACAAGGAUUUUCAAUUAUGGAUACGGGUAUCGCGAAAAUCUUCGGUCUGCUUUGUGUUUUCUUUUGUGGGACGUCGACUUCACGUCAAGCAGAGAAACACUCACUGUAUUACAUUUACACGGGCUUGUCUAAACCUGUGAAUCUGUCGGGCAUCUAUGAAUUCACUGCUAUGGGUCUGCUGGACGACAUACAGAUCGACUAUUACAAUAGUGAAGAAAAGAGAAUGAUUCCCACACAGUCCUGGAUUAAAGAGAAACUGACAGAGGAUUACUGGGAAAAAGGCACUCAGUCCAGAGAGAGUAAAGAACAGUGGUUUAAUGUGAACAUCAAUAUUCUGAUGAACCGCAUGAAAGACGAUGAAUCAGAUCUUCAUGUUCUUCAGUGGAGAGUUGGUUGUGAAGUUGAGCAGCAGGGAGAUGAAGUGAAGUUUUCCAAAGCCGUUUAUGAAUUCAGCUAUGAUGGAGAAAACUUCUUGUCUUUUAAUAUUAAAGAGUCUCAGUGGGUCGCCCCAGUUGAAGCAGCUAAAAAAACCAAGAGGAGAUGGGAUUAUAAACCCACCUUAAACCAAAACACCAAAGGAUAUCUGGAGAAAGAGUGUGUGGCCUGGCUCAAAAAAUUCAGAGAAUAUGGUGAUGAGGAGCUCAGAAAAACAUCUCCUCCAGUUGUCCGUGUGUUUGCAAAAAGGUCUAUCAGAGACAAAACCAAGCUGAAAUUCACCUGUAUGGUCACUGGCUUCUACCCAAAAAAUGUCAUGAUGUUGACUAUUGUGAAAUAUCACACAUCUCUGCCUGAAGAUGAGAUUGAAUCCACAGGAAUCAGACCAAACCAUGAUGGAUCCUUCCAGAUGAGGAAGAGUGUGGAGAUCAAGGAGGAGGAAGAAGAUGAAUAUGAUUGUGUUGUGACCUAUAAAGGAUCAAUUAUCAUUAAAUUGGAUGGAAAAUACUGGGACAGUUCACCAGAGACUGUUGCACGUAUGAUUGGAUUUGUGAUUGGAGUUGUGUGUAUGCUGGUAGUUAAUUUAGUGGUUUACAUCAUUGUGCAGAAAAAGAUUGAUGAUCGAGCUGAUUACGCGUCAGACAGCAGUGUGACUGACUCUCAAGAGCGAGAGAACGAAUGUGAACUGAAGAUACCCUGUGAUAGAUCAAAAACAGAUGUGUCAAAGACAUUCAAGAUGUGAACUGACGAGGACUCCCGCUCUAGUAUUACAGAACAAUCAAUACUGCAACAGAUCAAGCCCUGUUAUAGACACUUGUGAUUCUGCAUCAGCAGAAUGAAAAACUCGAUGACCAUGAAAAACAAAUCACUGAAUUGGAGAACCGAAUUUCUGCGGUGGAAAAUGCUGACAAACUGGAGACACUAGAGAGAUGAACGGAUCAUUUGGAUGGCUUUGGAUGAAAGUAGAGGGAGAAGGAAGAACAUGCGUAUUGUUGGACUUCCUGAGAAUGCAGAAGGUGAUCACCCUGUUAAGCUUGUUGAAUCCUUACUGCCAAAAUCCCUGGGCAUUCAAAUAAAAUCUGGCUACAUGAAGAAGGAUUUUUACCACGGGAAACAUUUCUGGUCAGGAUUUGGGUUUUUUUUUGUUGUUGUUCUUUUUCUCAAAGCAUGUCAGCUAGUACUCUAAAGAUCUGUUUCUGCAGUGUUAAUGUGAUUCAAACGCCUGUGAAGAGAAAGUCCAUCCUCACAUGGAAAACCUUGCUUUAGCCCUUCUACAAGAAACUAAUCUUGAUGACAUAGAACAUCAUAAGUCACAACAGGGCUUCAGUCAUGUUUUUUCUCUUCAUUUACGUAAAGGACCCGAGGGGUGGCCAUUUUGAUUGUCCAGCUAGAUUAAAAGAAAUUACUGCUUUAUGUUCUGCUCUUACACGAUAACAAUGUACUAAAAACAGAAAAGUUUUUCCUUUGUGGUUUUGAAAAGUUCUACGUUCAGAUGACAACGUUGUCCAAAUCCAAAUAAUCCCCAUUCACAUUGAUCUGUAAAACACUGUAUUCUGCUGCCAGGCCAAUAGAUGGCAAUGUCACUUUGUACAGAAACACUAAGCACCUGCACACAUACACAGGGUGCACAUUUCUCAAGGGAGCACCUGGAGAUGUUGCUUGGUACUCACACUUUAUGCUUCGUAUUCUGAUUCACAUAACGUGAACCCUUGCAGGCGCAGAUGUGAAGUGUCAUCUGCUUUUUAGUAAAAGAAUAUGUCAUAAUAUGAAUAAAUAUUUACAUGUGCAGUUUUGUGAAUGUUCAGUUUGUAUUAAUUCCCAGUUCAUACUUCAUUCAAUGACAAUCUUAAUUUAUUCAAAUUGUGUAAGUAAAAUGACACGUGAAAGACUUUUUUUUUUUUUUUGUAUAAUAAUAAUUUACAUUGUUUUUUGCUUUUCAUAGCACAAACUGAUCUAUUAAAUAAAACAGUCCAAAAAUA
Ctenopharyngodon idella (grass carp) is the source of this 2655-nucleotide messenger RNA. RefSeq names its product major histocompatibility complex class I-related gene protein-like. Gene Ontology annotation, cellular component: external side of plasma membrane. The record is from RefSeq and is a predicted model, not a curated record. The transcript is spliced from 8 exons. Gene Ontology annotation, biological process: immune response. Lineage: Eukaryota; Metazoa; Chordata; Actinopteri; Cypriniformes; Xenocyprididae. The coding region runs from base 258 to 1418 and encodes 386 amino acids.